AUGGAGUCCAUGCCUCGGUAUCAAAUGAGACGGCCGCAAUGUCGGAUUCCCCCAGUCGAUAGUACAGCGUACUGUACUAUUUGAGCAUGCAAAUUUCGUUUCCCUUUCCGGAAGCGGGGCCUUUGAGGGGGGUGGAUAAAUAACGGGAGCCGGAGUGGAUCAAAAGAAUCGGUGGUUUGGACAUUGGACAGUUUAGCUGAGGAAUCUGCUCCUGGAAAUACGAGAAUUGAAGAGUUUUGCUUGGCUAUUCAAGACUUAUUAAGAGUUCUCCAGGCAUGUUUUGAACAAUUGGAAACAUUAGGCUUGAACCCAUCUUAGGAAUGGUGAAAUCAGGAACAAAAUCAUCAAGGUCCUUGAGAGAGUGAUGGCUAUUCAUCAUAAAUCUGAAUAUGGAGGCCACUGGGACAGAUGAAGUAGAGAAAAUAAAAUCAAAGUUUAUAUCUGCAUGGAAUAAUAUGAAAUAUGGCUGGGUACUGAAAACCAAAACUUACUUUAGCAGAAAUUCUCCUGUAUUUUUGCUGGGAAAAUGCUACCAUUUCAAGACCGAUGAGCCCAGUGACCAGUCACCAAAUGGUUCCUGUGAUGACAUGACAGAAGAAAAGUUUUCAAGAAAUGUUGAAGAGUUCCGUAAAGACUUUGUUUCUAGGAUAUGGUUGACUUACAGGGAAGAAUUUCCCCAAAUCAAGGGUUCAGUUUUAACAACAGAUUGUGGUUGGGGUUGUACUUUGAGGACUGGCCAAAUGCUUCUGGCUCAAGGACUUAUUCUCCACUUUCUUAGUAGAGACUGGACUUGGGCCAAUGCCUUUGUUUUUGAGAAUCCAGAGUCUGAAUCAUGGACAACUCAGACAGUAAAAAAGCUCACAGCAUCUCUUGAAACAUCACUUAUAGGAGAAAGAGAAUUCAGGAACCAGUCAAAUCACCCUAAAAGUCCAAUACGCAUCCGGGAAAAUGAAGAAAGCAUAGAGGAGCAGUAUCACCGAAGAAUCAUAUCUUGGUUUGCUGAUUCACCACUUGCCAAUUUUGGCUUGCAUCGGCUGAUAGAAUAUGGAAGGAAGUCUGGAAAAACAGCUGGAGAUUGGUAUGGGCCAGCAGUGGUAGCACACCUUUUGAGGAAAGCAGUUGAAAAAGCAAGGGACCCUGAAUUACAAGGAUUAACCAUCUAUGUUGCUCAAGACUGUACAGUUUACAAGUCCGAUGUUAUUGAUGCUCUCUGCCCUUUCACGGAUUCUGGAAAGACAAGUGCCAAAUCUGUGAUUAUAUUAAUUCCUGUCAGGCUUGGUGGUGAACGGACCAAUAUGGAAUACUUUGAGUUUGUGAAGGGAAUUUUGAGUCUUGACUACUGCAUUGGCAUUAUUGGAGGCAAACCUAAGCAGUCAUACUACUUUGCUGGAUUUCAAGAUGACAGCUUGAUUUACAUGGAUCCUCAUUAUUGCCAGUCUUUUGUAGAUGUCAGCGUAAAGGAUUUCCCCCUUGAGUCUUUCCAUUGCCCUUCUCCAAAGAAGAUGUCAUUUAAAAAAAUGGAUCCGAGUUGCACCAUAGGAUUGUAUUGUCGUGACGUCCAGGGUUUUGAAAGAACUGCUGAAGAAAUAACGAAGAUUCUAAAAUCCUCAUCUAAAGAGAAAUAUCCCGUGUUUACUUUUGUAAACGGACAUUCCAGAGACUAUGAUUUUGUGGCGAGUCCAGUCCAAGAAGAGAAGACAAUGUUCUCUGAAGAUGAACACAAAAAGUUGGCGUGUUUUAAUAAUGAAGACUUUGUCUUGCUAUGAGGACAUUUUUAUUUAUUCAUUUAAAUGUUUUUUUAUGCUCAGUCUUCACAGAUGUUACAAAAU
Pseudonaja textilis is the source of this 1829-nucleotide messenger RNA. The record is from RefSeq and is a predicted model, not a curated record. NCBI's taxonomy places the organism in Eukaryota, Metazoa, Chordata, Lepidosauria, Squamata, Elapidae.